AUGUCGCAGCCGAAAACAGACGAAAAAUCCACACAACCCUCUUCCUCAUCCAACCAAUCCGAUAUCAUUGAAGAUGUGAUAGAGCAUGUGGAGAUGAUUGAGUUGGAAAUGAGUGUAGUGCCAAUAGUGGGAUUGUUGAUUGCAUCUUCAAUCGCAGGAGUUUUGAUUAGAGUAAAAUUGACUGAGCUGAAUUCAUAUCCGGGUGUACCAGUGUUUCCAUUGCUUUACGCACAGUUUGUUGGCUGUCUGAUCAUGGGCAUUUGCGUUCAGUCGAAGGAUAUGCUGUUUGAUAUGUAUUAUCCAUUAUACGUCGGAAUAUCAACAGGUCUCUGUGGCUCUAUAACAUCGUUUUCAUCAUUCGAAUUAGCCACUUUUCGAGCUGUAAUCAAUGACGGGAUUGGGUAUGGUAUCAUGGCUGGCCUAACUCAUGUUAUGAUAACGAUUGGAAUGAGCGUAGCGGCAUUCUGGUUCGGUAAAGAUUUAACUGAACUCGUAACAAGCAAAUAUUGGAAAAAUAAAAAGAAGAGAAUGUACAAACUAGUGCCGAUGGACUUUAGAAAAAAUGGUUCGAAACUAGAUUUUGGUUGCGUUGUUAUUGGGGCAAUUGUAUGGAUAGCUGCUGUUUCAUUGGCGAUUGUCUGGGGAGAGCAGCGGCCGAUAUUGUUUGCUACCGUGUUUGGGCCUGUGGGUACUUUAUGUCGAUGGCGUCUUGGAGCUUUCAAUAGUGCAAAGACAUCUUUCCCUCUUGGUACUUUCGCUGCCAAUAUGUUAGGAAGUCUGUGCAUAUCGAUUUUAUUUCUAUUAAGUCAUGGGAGCGUCUCAUCAGUUAUUGGAUGUGAUAUCAUAGCGGGAUUAUCCGAUGGAUUCUGUGACGAUGAAAGAUUGUGUGAAGGCCACGGAGCAGUGGAGAAAUAG
Molecule: messenger RNA, 915 nt
Organism: Paraglomus brasilianum
Lineage: Eukaryota; Fungi; Glomeromycota; Glomeromycetes; Paraglomerales; Paraglomeraceae
Source: the annotation of a GenBank genome assembly